Messenger RNA from Drosophila innubila, 2255 nucleotides. It is a transcript of the gene Septin1, whose product is annotated as septin-1. Bases 76 to 1221 code for a protein of 381 amino acids. Gene Ontology annotation, molecular function: GTPase activity; GTP binding; molecular adaptor activity. Lineage: Eukaryota; Metazoa; Arthropoda; Insecta; Diptera; Drosophilidae. The transcript has 4 exons. Gene Ontology annotation, biological process: regulation of exocytosis; cytoskeleton-dependent cytokinesis. The record is from RefSeq and is a predicted model, not a curated record. Gene Ontology annotation, cellular component: septin ring; synaptic vesicle; septin complex.
CACUUUAGGGAUAAGUUCAAUAGAACUUAAUCCGAACGAUUCGUUACAACUCUAGUGCUCAGUUCAACUCAGUUCAUGAACAACAUAUUUUGUUCGUCGUUUAAUUUUUGUUUUUUUAAAAUGGCUGAUACAAAGGGCUUUUCCAGCAUUGAAACACCCGGCUAUGUGGGCUUUGCCAAUUUGCCAAAUCAAGUGCAUCGCAAGUCCGUUAAAAAGGGCUUUGAAUUUACGCUUAUGGUGGUCGGAGAAUCCGGUUUGGGCAAAUCAACGCUGGUGAAUAGCCUAUUCCUGACCGAUCUAUAUCCGGAACGCAUCAUACCCGAUGCCAUAGAGAAACAAAAGCAAACUGUAAAACUGGAGGCAUCCACGGUGGAAAUUGAGGAACGUGGCGUUAAACUGCGUCUAACGGUGGUCGAUACUCCCGGAUUUGGUGAUGCUAUCGAUAACUCAAACAGCUUUAGCGCCAUACUCGAGUACAUCGAUGAGCAAUACGAGCGAUUCCUUCAGGACGAAAGCGGCCUCAAUCGACGCAAUAUUGUUGACAAUCGAAUACACUGCUGUUUCUACUUUAUAUCGCCGUUUGGACACGGUCUUAAGCCAUUGGAUGUGGAGUUCAUGAAGAAGCUGCACUCGAAGGUGAACAUUGUGCCAGUUAUUGCCAAGGCCGAUUGUCUGACCAAGAAGGAGAUAUUGCGCUUGAAGUGCCGCAUUCUGCAGGAGAUUGAAAGCCAUGGCAUUAAAAUCUAUCCACUGCCCGACUGUGAUUCCGAUGAGGAUGAGGACUACAAGGAGCAGGUGAAGCAACUGAAGGAAGCAGUGCCUUUUGCCGUCUGCGGUGCAAAUACCUUGCUCGAGGUCAAAGGUAAAAAGGUGCGCGGUCGCCUUUAUCCCUGGGGCGUUGUUGAGGUCGAGAAUCCCGAGCAUUGUGACUUUAUUAAGCUACGCACAAUGCUCAUCACACACAUGCAGGAUCUGCAGGAAGUGACACAGGAGGUGCACUAUGAGAACUAUCGGUCGGAUCGUCUCGCCAAAGGCGGCAUCAAUAAGGGCAAGGAGAAUGGCAUCAAAAUGGACCGUGAUAAUUGUGGUGUGCCCGCCCAGGCUGUGGCCAAUAGUGUCCUCUCCGAGAAGGAUCGCAUCCUGCAGGAGAAGGAGGCCGAACUGCGACGCAUGCAGGAGAUGCUUGCCCAGAUGCAGGCGCGUAUGCAGGCCCAACAGUGAGAGCGAGAGCGAGAAUAACAUAGAGAACAAGAGAGAGAGAAAGGAGAGCACAUGAUUGUGCAAUUUACAUAUAUAUAAGAUAUAAACAUAUAUAUAUUUUUUGUAUGCAGUUUUUAAGUUGCGAUUUGCGACUUCGUAACACGAUGGGCGCUAAUGUAUUUGUUUAUUUUUGCAUUCUAUAUAUAUAUAUAUAUAUAUACAUAUACAUAUAUAUAUUUAUAUACAUAUGUACAUAUGUGUAAGACAUGAUAACUAACUAUAACUAUAUAUUUAGCUAAAGUGAUUUUUAUACUUAUUAUUGUAAAAACAUCAAACGUCAAAGAUGUUAAAUCAAAUCUCAAGGCAUCUGAAAAACAUAUGUGCACACACUCAAACACACACUCACACACACUCAAACACACACUCACAAACUUCAUAUCACUCCUAAAAGAAGAUAAACAUUUAUAACAAACUGUAUUCCUAUUAUGUAUUUAGACAUUACGUCGUCUUGAUAUUAACAUUUGACUUAUGUGUAAAUCUUUAUUGUAAUCUGUAUUUUGUGUUUUUCGUAACACAUUUAAUUUUUAAGCUAAAACAAAAAAACAAAAUUCUGCCCAUGUUAAAACAUUUAAUAGUCUCAAAUUGAAAAAAGAAAACAAUAAGACAGCAGUUAUAUAUAUUGUACAUGUAUAUUAAGCCUUUUUUUAUAAUUAUUAUUUAGAAUGUGCUCGAAAUGUUUAUUACUUUAACUAAAGCUAAGAUAUUUUUCAAGUUGAGCAUUAAAUUAUCGCAGCUUACAUUUUAUUAUAUGUACUACAAUAACUUAAAUGUACAUUCUUGUAUUUUGCAUUGUCCACUCGAGUUAAAACUUUAAGUAAUCGAGCAAUUUUAUGAUAAUUUUUUUUUACUCUCUCGGUAAUUGCUUAUUGUCAAACUCACGCACUUAAUGUUAACACGAAUCCUUCGUAUUGCUCUGUAUAUGAACAAUUUAAUCCUUUACAUAACUAAUUCCUCCAAUGAAUACAUAUAUGCUUUUUAUACAAUUUUUAAAACCA